AAUUGUUUACCAUUUCCUUCUUCUGAGGGCAUUCUGGACUGUGUAACUUGUCCAAACAAGCUGGUUCUUCUGGAGGAAUUAAAACUCCCAGCCUUCAGUUCCACAGCCAGAUGUGUAAACCACUGAGCUAUCCAGACAGCAAAAUGUGACUGCAGGAGAUAAAAUACUGUAAUGCAGUUCUAGUGCAUAAGCAAUGUGUAUGAGAUUUCCCAUUGCAUUAGAAUGCCUAACUCUAUCAUGCUGUAACAAUCACCAGAUUAGCUGAAGGAGGUGGAGUGUCUGGCUGUGAAAUGAAGGCUCUGGUGGAGUUUUCCUAGCAAAGGAAGAGCGGAUGGCAGCAGGAUCCUGCGGGCUCAUCGGGGCUCCGCCACCCAGGUAGGUGGCCUUGGGAAAAUUGCAGUUUUCAAAGCGCCGCCAGAAGGAACUGGUCAACCGUGUCUGUGUAUUUUAUCCCUAGAAAACUCUGGGACGGUUGCCAGGGGUCAGAAUGAACAGCACGUAACUGUCAUUAUUAAUUACAUGUAAUAUUGUGCAAUAGAAGAUUUUGACGAGAGUUUAACGAGAAGGGCUUCUUCAUCAUCAUGUUUUCCACUGGGAAGUAUUUGUCUUGCAAAACUGUCCGGCAUCCCCUCCGUGCAAAGCUGCGUCUGUCGUUCGCCUUCGAGAGGCAGAAGACCGAGAGACCAAUCACCUCUGCACGCAAAUACUCUUGGACCGCGAGAGAGCCUCCAGCCUCAUGGGACUUGUAGUUUUCUAGCCGGAAAGUGGGCGGUCCUACCUGCAGAACCGCGAAAAUUCUCCCUCGCCAAGCAGCUGCGACUUGACAGCUUCAGUCAUGCUGUUCACGGCGUCUUUGCGCUGCCGGCGGUGGUGUAACCGAGAACACACAAGGCCAACAGAGCGCGCUGGAGGAGUGGAAAGGGCACUACAAGCCCCACAAUGCAACGGAUACCCGGGAGGGGAGAGGGGCGGAAGAGGGGAGGGCAGGCGGCCAGGCGGCGCCUGCGCAGAAGCCCGCAUCCUCUUCGGCUGGGAGGCGGCGGCGGCGGCGGCACGAUGCCCCGGGACAACAUGGCCUCCCUGAUUCAACGGGUGGCCCGGCAGGCCCGCGUCACGUUCCGCCCUCCGGGUGCGAAUAACAACAGCAGCGCCGGAGGCGGCGGCGGCAGCGGAGCCGGAGGCAACGGCGGGCCGCGCUUCGUGGAGAACCUGCAGCGCCUGCAGCAGCUGCUGAACGAGGUGCGGGCCGAGGACCUGCGCCUGGUCCCGCGGGGUCCGUCGGCGGUGCCGGGACCGGUGCAGCCGCCCGUGAGCUACAUGCACAUCUGCGAGACGGAGAGCUUCAGCAUGGGCGUCUUCGUGCUGCGCGCCGGCGCCUGCAUCCCGCUCCACGACCACCCGGGCAUGAACGGGCUGCUCAAGGUGCUCUACGGCACGCUGCGCAUCGCCUGCCACGGGCGGGACUGCCACUAUUACCGCCUGCUCGACGGACAGAGCCUGCCCCCGCCGGGCCCCGCCGACCAGCUGGGGCUGCCCAAGGAGGUGUGGCUGCUGGAGACCCCCCAGGCGGCAGACUUCUGGUGUGGGGGCGAGCCUUACCCAGGACCCCAAGUGUCCCCUUGAAAGGGAGCCUCUCAGCUUCACCGCCAGCCCCCCCCCCCGGGCAAGAGUGAACCCCCCUCCCCGGGGCCUGAUCUGCCUACACCACCUUGGUGGAUGGGGUUGGGGACCCACUGGAAGAUGCCAGGAAAGCCACCGUCUCCGGAUGCCGAUCUUUGGGGUUGGAAGGGCAGAGCCUCUCUCAGGCCUCUCCGCUCUCUUGGAUUAAGAGGUGCUACUGCUGCUGCUACACGGAGGAUCUCACAAGCCAGAGUAAUCCUGCCCUCUCCCAGGCCACGUGCUUUCUCGGUAAUAACAACAAUAAUAGCAGCAAAAUAUAUUUUUCACCCACCCAGCUCCUGAACAACACAGUGCUUGUGUUUCACGAGGGCAUCUCGACGUGCCUGGAGUUAGGCCUGCAUGUGCGGCUGCUGCUCUGGCUUGAAGGUCAGCCUCAUCUUGCUGGCUUCAGGAAGAGAAAUCCAUUGGCUAGCUGUCAAGAUGGGCAAGUCUACAGAGGUGGCAUUGAUACUUCAUGAAGAGUUAGAAGAAGACAUUCAAGUCCACAGACUCCCACCUCUCAAAUGGUACCCAUGCUGAUAGUUUUUGUAGGGUGGGCUUUUUGGUUCUCCACCCCAUCCCAAUACCUGGAAGCACAGUAGCAGGCAGGUUGGCAUACAAACUGAGAACCCUUUGUGUAUGGCGGGUGGGGGAGAGGGGAGGGAAUACUGUGGGACUCCCUCUUCAGAUCAGUAGUAUGGGAUGGAGUUGCUUUACUGUGGGCCUGUCUCAGCUGCAGAGAUUUAGAAGAGAAACUGCGUCAUCUGCUCAAGACACAGAAUGUACCCCCACUUUUCCCCCCCUUCAGGGGAAGCCACAUGAUUGGGAGACUGCAGGUGUAACUGAGAAUUCUAUGGGCGAAAAACAUGCAGGUGCUAAAGCAUUUAUUCCUACCAGCUGGUGUGAGGAAAAUACUGUCCAAAAGAUUUCAGGCACCUGAAUGUUCCCCCAACCCAAAGCACUACUCGGAUUCAUUUAGAAAUAAACUUUGGGUUGUGAACCUGCACACACACCCCACCCCUGCUUUUUUACAGCUGAAAAAGAAUAAAGGCAAUAAGAACUCAUUCCUGUUGCUUUUUAAUUACGUGCCCUGCCCUGUGAAAGGUCCAAAUGAUUUUCUGGUAGUUCCCCUGAUGAUUCCUUAGGUUGUCUUUUACAUCAGACCCGGACGUUAUCCUGAUUCUCUCUAGGAUGAAGAUACGAUGGGCUGGAGCCCACAGUAGUUUGGUAUACGGUUUGACUGAAGGUUACAUCACGGGAUGCUUGCAAAUUAGAGAUGAUCCUUAAAAAUACUGAUGUGACGAGGGAAUGCUUUUUAAAUAUUAAAAGUGAGGAAUCCUG
Molecule: messenger RNA, 3000 nt
Organism: Pogona vitticeps (central bearded dragon)
Lineage: Eukaryota; Metazoa; Chordata; Lepidosauria; Squamata; Agamidae
Source: RefSeq, a predicted model, not a curated record